ACUUGUCGUGGUUGUAAAUUCCUUCUUUGCAUUGUAUAACGGUAAAUUCAAGCAUUAGUUUUCCUUUGCAUUGUAUAACUGUAAAUUCAAGCAUUAAUUUUUCUUUGCAUUGUAUAUCUGUAAAUUCAUGCUUCAAUUUUCUUUGCAUUGUAUUAAAGUUUGUAUCUUUUCUGCAUUUCCUUGAAAUGAGAUGAGCCCGUUACUUAUUAGCACACAUUAUCUAAAACAAAUCUAGUUUUAGAACAAGAGUGCAACAUUCUUUUUGUUUUGUAUAACAUCCAAAAACCCUGUUUUUUAAGUAGAUCAAGUGUGCUUAUCUUUAGCCUUGUAAUUUACAAUGAAAAUAAUUCGGUUUUGAGCAGUUAAUUUCUCUUGCAAAUAAUUUUGCACAGUUGAUCGGGGAUGGCUCAGUUCGCCUCCUGGCAAAGGGCCGACACAAUUAACUAUUAUUUAAAACUAUUAAAACCUAUUUUUUUUCUGUCGGGGGGCGGAGCUCUGGUGAUGGAGGAGACACCGAGCUGCGUCAAAGACAAAAAAAUCAUAAAUAAAUAAUUAAAAUAUUUAUUUUUAGUUUCUUUUUAGUUUUUUUUUAUUUGUGAUCUCGCCGAGUGACAGGCCCUCUCGGGCGCCCGCCCGAACCUCCCGGAUCCCCCGCGGAAGCGACUGCGAGGCUACUGCGGCAGUGGUAUGAGAAAUUCAUCAGUCAGCGCCCCGGAUGUCAGUUUGGGAAAUGCUGGUCACUCCCUGGUCUGGUCAACUUUGGCUCUGCAGUGAGGAUUGGCGGCGACGCGGCUGGGGAAGACGAGAGGUGCCUCGGUUCACAUUCAGAUGCAGCUCUCCCCAGACCACCCUCUGCUGGGACGCGUUAUCUCGAGACGAGAAGAGUACCAACAAUUCACAGAUUCAGAUGUGGUUUUGUGGAACGGUGCCGGGAAUCUUCCUCCGACACAUCUUGCCUCGCUGUGCCAUGAAAUGGGACUUGCGGAUCUGCCACUUGAUGCCUUUCGAACUGCUGCUGCCUCGGCUCCCGGCGCCUCCAGUCAGCAGGAAUUUUCAACUUCGGGAUAUCAGACGGAUCAGCUUGUCUGAAGUUAUUGUUGUCGGAUGGGCCUUGUAUCAAGAUAAAGGUGGCCCUGCACAACGACUGUCUUCAUGAGUAAGGAAAGCCUCGGAACAGAAACUGCUUUACCAUGGGUAGAAGAGAUAUGGGUUUGAUAAUUUAAGCAGUGUAUCUUUCUUACAUUGGUUUUUUGACUAUCAUCAAUUUCCUCAACAAUAACCAUUUCAAAGUGACGUUGGUGCUAGCCACAGUCAUAGUAACUCUGUUUACAAAUGUAAUGAAAUGUAUCUCUCUAAUGUGUACUUUAGUUUAUUAGGCUCUUUAAUGGACAACUCUAAAGCACUAGUUGGAGCGGUGCUGUCCAUGUGCACAGUCUUCCAUUAAUUGCUGUGCCUUAUCCUGCUAGGUGUGGUAGCAGUGAGAAUUUCAUGUUUCUUCUAGCCAAUGUGGUGCGUCAACGUGGUUUGGUUCAACGUGCAGAUACAUGGAGACCAUUUGGAAUGUGCCAACAAAUGUUUAUGAAAAUCUUUGUCUGAUAGGUUUAAGAUAGGAGAUGUGGCAAAAGGACAAGUGUCUCAAGUGACUCAAACGUGUCUCAUGGAGCAUGGUUUGCUUAAGUUUCUUCCACUUGCUUUCCUAUCCGCUUUUCAUUCUGAAAUGUUAUUUUUGUUCAGUUGCUUUAUUUACCUGUGGCUUUUGCCUUUUCUGGAGAUGGUUCAUGGUUUUGUUGACCAUUUUUUGGCAUGGAAUUUGUAAAGUUGAUGGUUUGAGCUGUUGACCUUUGAUAGUUUGGCUUGAUGUGUGUUAUUACCACUACAAAAGGGUCGGGGGCCUGUAACUCUCUGAGCUAAAUUAUAUGGCGGUAAAACGCAAUGUUGAACCGACUCGUACCAAUUAGAACAUUUUAAAAUAAUUUAACUGUUAAAGGUGGGAGCCAUUGGAAACAAUAACAUCAUCUAUUGGUUAAAUAAUUUUGCCUCUUAAUGGGACCAUAAUUAUUUUUAAAAGAAUCAGGUUUCGCACUGAACAUUAAAGCUGGCAUGAAAUUGUUCCCCAAAAAGGGUUCCCCAUGUCCUGUCCAAAGUACCAGAGUUACUAACCUGUCCGGCUGUCAGACCUGCUUUCAUGUUAUGCAUGAUUAAGGUUCAUUUUGGUUUCUAUGCUGCUUUUCCUAAAUCUUUAGCUUACAUUGCAAGGUUCGUGUCGUGCAUAUUCUCUUGUCCAGGAUUUCCUAUUUAAUAGUCUUGCUGGUAAUUCUAUAAUGUUGCCAUGGCCUUAAAGAAAUUUCUCUGUUAGAAUGAGUUUAGGAUGAGUGUAUUUUGUCUGGUUUAACCCUAACUAAUUGCUUUAAAUUUGGGUCAUUUUCUAUUUUGUAGUGACACUGAGUUCUGGCAUACAAAUUAUUUAUCACUUCAUGUUGAGGUUUGAAGUAAUCAGUCUAUAUUUCUUUGAAGGCUGGAUGUGAUCUUGUGCUUUCCUUUGAGUUUUACCACCUUUUGCUUUAGAUGUUGACUUUAAAUGAGACCAAGUCCGAAUUUUUCUGUUAAGAGAGUUCCAACCCUGAAGAUUUGCAAAAACACUGUAUUUUGUUCCACUUACAUGUUUUAAACAUUUGUUUACCUAGAAUAUUUGAUGUGAUACCUGUAAGUUGUUGAAAGUAGAAUAGAAUAUGUGUACUUCGCAGCCAAAGGAACAUUCGUUGAUGCACUGUAAGCAUAGACAGACAUACAGCUGCUUUGGUCUGUGUGAACGCCCUUUUUCAAACUCUCAUAGAUUGCUUUCUGUGUAGACUGCCCUUGGAUUGAUCUCAAAAUUUUCUGGAGUAUUGUAAAGUGUCAGUCACAUGAUGCCAUGGGAGCCUAUUCCAAUAAUGUUAUGGUCUUUUGUCAGUUUAUAUUUUUGGAAACAAAAGUUUUACUGCAUUUGAAUAUCUUGUCUUUGUGAAAUAUUUAGGAACUCUCCCUAUCCUAGAUUGUAAUUAAACAAAAUGUAUGUUCCAUUUACCAAGGCAUUUUCUAACUUGGAUCUUCCAAUGUUUUCAAAUUUUGUCUUACUGUUUUGUGUCUUUUUAUGACACACAAGUCCUGAUUUCUCCUGUUUGUUAGUUUGUGUUCCUGUUAUUGAAAAUAAAGGCAGUUGCUUAAAACCAAUUAAGAUUUUU
Messenger RNA from Thrips palmi, 3221 nucleotides. RefSeq lists its product as uncharacterized. NCBI's taxonomy places the organism in Eukaryota, Metazoa, Arthropoda, Insecta, Thysanoptera, Thripidae. The transcript has 4 exons. The coding region runs from base 716 to 1156 and encodes 146 amino acids. The record is from RefSeq and is a predicted model, not a curated record.